Molecule: messenger RNA, 2162 nt
Organism: Solanum dulcamara
Lineage: Eukaryota; Viridiplantae; Streptophyta; Magnoliopsida; Solanales; Solanaceae
Product: adagio protein 3
Exons: 2
Coding region: 67-1929 (620 amino acids)
Biological process (GO): response to blue light; circadian rhythm
Cellular component (GO): SCF ubiquitin ligase complex; cytosol; nucleus
Molecular function (GO): protein binding
Source: RefSeq, a predicted model, not a curated record
ACAUAUAUUUGCACCAGAUAUUUUUGUUUGUCCAAAAAAUUAAAAAAGAGCCAAAAAAAAAUAAAAAUGGGUGUGAAGAAAAUGGAAGAAGAAGAAGAUAACAGAGGAAGAGGAAAGAGAUUGAAAUACACAAAUAUGGAUGAAGAAGAAAGCGGAAAUAUUGAAGUUCCUUCACAACCAGUUGGAUUUUUCUAUCCUUUAACGACGCCGUCUUCAAUAGUUGUCUCCGAUGCAUUAGAUCCUGAUCUUCCGGUUAUAUAUGUGAAUUCUGUGUUUGAAAUCUCUACUGGUUAUCGUGCUGACGAAGUCCUCGGUCGUAACUGUCGGUUUUUACAAUUUAGAGAUCCACGCGCUCAAAGGAGGCAUCCUUUGGUGGAUCCUGUUGUUGUUUCUGAGAUCAGAAGAUGUCUUGAAGAAGGUGUUGAUUUCCAAGGGGAGCUUCUCAACUUUAGAAAAGACGGUACACCUGUGGUAAACAGACUAAGGCUAGCACCAAUACAUAGUGAUGAUGGCACAGUGACCCAUAUUAUAGGGAUUCAAAUGUUUUCUGAAACAAAAAUUGACCUGAAUACUGUGUCAUAUCCCGUUUUCAAAGCAACUUGCCAGCCUCACUGUGACGAGUCCAGCGAAUACUCCAUUAAAAGCGGUAAUUUAUUGCAUUGUCAGCACCAUGAAAUAUGCGGUAUUCUUCAGCUCUCUGAUGAAGUUCUAGCUCACAACAUUUUAUCUCGAUUGACCCCAAGGGAUGUUGCAUCCAUUGGUUCUGUUUGUAGAAGGAUACGCCAAUUGACGAAAAAUGAGCAUGUUAGAAAAAUGGUCUGUCAAAAUGCAUGGGGAGCUGAUGUCACAGGUGUACUGGAACACAUGACAAAGAAGUUAGCUUGGGGGCGUCUGGCUAGGGAGCUAACCACUCUUGAAGCAGUUUGUUGGAAGAAACUGACAGUUAGAGGGGCUGUAGAGCCUUCACGUUGCAACUUCAGUGCCUGUGCUGCAGGGAACAGGCUAGUGUUAUUUGGAGGGGAAGGUGUUAAUAUGCAACCAAUGGAUGACACGUUUGUUCUCAAUCUUGAUGCUGCUAAUCCAGAGUGGCGACGAGUGAGUGUCAAAUCAUCUCCACCAGGACGCUGGGGACAUACUCUCUCAUGUCUUAAUGGUUCCUGGUUGGUGGUGUUUGGUGGAUGUGGGAGGCAGGGAUUGCUUAAUGACGUAUUUGUUCUAGAUUUAGAUGCUAAACAGCCUACAUGGAAAGAAGUAUCUGGUGGAACUCCUCCCCUUCCUAGGUCUUGGCACAGCUCUUGCACGAUGGAAGGUUCAAAGUUAGUUGUUUCAGGUGGAUGCACAGAUGCGGGUGUACUUCUCAGUGACACAUAUUUGUUGGAUCUCACCAACGACAAACCUACCUGGAGAGAAAUUCCAACUACGUGGGCUCCUCCAUCUAGAUUGGGACACUCACUCUCAGCUUAUGGGAAGACAAAAAUUCUAAUGUUUGGUGGCCUUGCCAAAAGUGGUCACUUGCGCUUAAGAUCAGGUGAAUCAUACACUAUUGAUUUGGAGGACGAAAGGCCACAAUGGAGACAACUUGAGUGUGGGGCGUUCACAGGAGUAGGAAGUCAAAAUGCUUUGGUUCCUCCUCCUAGACUUGAUCACGUUGCUGUAACCAUGCCUUGUGGCCGUAUUAUCAUUUUUGGAGGUUCAAUUGCCGGACUGCACUCUCCUUCACAACUAUUUCUACUAGAUCCUUCAGAGGAAAAACCGUUAUGGAGGACUCUCAAUGUACCCGGGCAACCUCCAAAGUUUGCUUGGGGUCAUAGCACAUGCCUGGUUGGAGGAACAAGGGUCUUGGUCCUAGGAGGCCAUACUGGGGAAGAAUGGGUUCUCAAUGAAUUAUAUGAAUUGUGUUUAGCAAGCAAGCAAGAUUCUGAUGCAUGAUCUGGUUAGUUGAAUUCGCACAGAAUUGAUAUAUAUUUUGGAGUGACUUUGCAUUUUAUUCAAGAACGAUUCCACUUUGUAGACACUGGAAUACACCUUGCCAUAGAUUUGAGUAAACCUUAUGCAGCUUGUGUAAAUAAGCUUUUGAUCUUGCUGUUUGUAGUCCCUUGUUUGUAGUAGCCUUGAAAUAUGUUUAUGCCUUUUGCUUUGUAUCUAUAUAUUCUAUUCACUGA